GGACUUCUGGGAGGGAAGUGGGGUCCAGUGGUUGUAGGUGGGGGACCCUGUUUGUCUUCCAUCAGCUUCAGUUCUCUCUGGUUAAAUGAAGAGAGAAUCCCCCUCUUGGGGAGCAGUAGAGGGGAGCUGAACCAGCUGUCUGAUCAUUCCAUCCUCCACUGAGGAGAGUAUGAGAUUGGACCUCAGCUCGUCCAGCAGACGGCAGCACCGCCAGAGCGAGAGACCCUCCCCCUGGCUGUCAUGGACCUAUUCAGGCAGUCUCUGCUUUUAAGUGUUUGCACUCUUGAUCGGACAAAAUGCCCCAUUGCAGAGAGAGGGAAACCGAGGCAUGGAAAGAGGUGUGUCUGGCACAGAACCAAGGGUUGAAUUCUAGCAGCCUGACUUGCCAGCCCGGGGGUUAACCUCUGCUCCUCCCUUGUACCAUCAGCCCCCAACUACAGUCCCUCCCUUUCGCUCUCACGGUCCCCCCGCAAAUUCAUCUCCACACGUGCCUGGGCUUAAUGAGCUUGAGAUGCCUUUCUUGGGGCAUCUCCUGCUUUCUACUGAACCCCCAGGGCUGAUCCAUUUCAAAAUCCCCUGUGCGGUCCUAACCAGCUGUGGGCAGCAGCCUAUGAGUUGGGGGGGGGCACUGGAGGGUCACAGUCAGAGACACCCUAAACACCAGCAACUGCUGUUUCAGUACCUCUGUCCCUACUCUUCUCAGAGAUGGGCUGGGAACCCAGGAGUCCUGGCUCCCAGCCCCCCCUGCUCUAACCAGCGGAGCCAAGAAGAGAGCCCAGGAGAACCUGCCGUAACCACUAGCUCCUGUCAAGGCAGGCAUGGAUGCUUUGUGGCAGAAGAGCCCCCCCCAUCCUGUGCCCCCUGAGGUCCCAGUGCAAACCAGUCAGCCCAGCAUGGAUCAGUACAGCAUCCUGGGCAGGAUCGGGGAAGGGGCCCACGGCAUCGUCUUCAAAGCCAAGAACAUAGAGUCGGGGGAGACUGUGGCGCUGAAGAAGGUUGCUCUGCGGAGACUGGAGGAUGGGAUCCCGAACCAGGCGCUGCGGGAGAUCAAAGCGCUACAGGAGAUGGAGGAGAAUCAGCAUGUGGUGAAGCUGAAGGCCGUGUUCCCCCAUGGCGCAGGCUUCGUGCUUGUGUUCGAGUACAUGCUGUCGGACUUGGCCGAGGUGAUCCGCAACGCCCAGCAGCCCCUCACGCAGGCCCAGGUGAAAGGCUACAUGCUCAUGCUGCUGCAGGGGGUGGCCUUCUGCCACGCCAAUAACAUCAUGCACCGGGAUCUGAAACCAGCCAAUUUACUCAUCAGCUCUUCGGGGCAGCUGAAGAUUGCAGAUUUUGGCCUUGCCAGGGUGUUCUCCAGUGACGCAGGCCGGCUCUACAGCCACCAGGUGGCCACCAGGUGGUACCGCGCCCCGGAGCUUCUGUAUGGUGCCCGGAAGUAUGACGAAGGGGUGGAUUUGUGGGCUGUGGGCUGCAUUUUUGCUGAACUGCUGAACAAUUCGCCCCUCUUCCCUGGGGAGAAUGACAUCGAACAGCUCUGCUGUGUGCUCCGGGUGCUGGGCACCCCCAGCCAGCGCGUCUGGCCGGAGAUCACAGAGCUGCCUGACUACAACAAGAUCUCGUUCAAAGACAACCCGCCCAUCCCGCUGGAGGAGGUGCUGCCCGACGCCCCCCCACAGGCCCUGCAGCUCCUCAAGCACUUCCUGAUCUACCCUUCCCGGGAGCGCGUGAGGGCAGCCCAGGCAUUGCUGCAUCCCUAUUUCUUCACCCCCCCGCUGCCCGCCCACCACUCGGAGCUCCCCGUUCCCCAGCGCGGGGGCAGAAAGGCCCGGCAGGGACCCCAGCACCAACGCGACUUCCACGUCGAGCGGCCCGUGGAAGAGUCUGUGGUGGACCCCGAAUGGGUGGCCCCUUAUGUGAUGCGAGGGUGAAGAUGGGACAUGGGGCCUGUCCCCUCUAGGGGACGAUGGCUCUGAAUCAGCCCUGUGGAGGGUGAAGAUUGGCCCCAGAUCCCUGUAUAGUCCCUGUAAUAGGGACCCCCAGUCUGUCUGUCCCCCCAACAUCUCCCCCUCUGGUUCCUGGUGCUUUCUGGAUUCUGUGGUGACUCUGAGUUUUGUAAUUAAAUGGCUUUCGUUUACUGUG
This is a messenger RNA of Dermochelys coriacea (leatherback sea turtle), 2136 nucleotides long. RefSeq names its product cyclin dependent kinase 20 (gene CDK20). The transcript is spliced from 10 exons. The coding region runs from base 819 to 1925 and encodes 368 amino acids. Gene Ontology annotation, cellular component: nucleus. Gene Ontology annotation, biological process: protein phosphorylation. The record is from RefSeq and is a predicted model, not a curated record. Gene Ontology annotation, molecular function: cyclin-dependent protein serine/threonine kinase activity; ATP binding. Lineage: Eukaryota; Metazoa; Chordata; Testudines; Dermochelyidae.